Molecule: messenger RNA, 523 nt
Organism: Frankliniella occidentalis (western flower thrips)
Lineage: Eukaryota; Metazoa; Arthropoda; Insecta; Thysanoptera; Thripidae
Product: cytochrome c oxidase assembly factor 5
Exons: 4
Coding region: 169-423 (84 amino acids)
Biological process (GO): mitochondrial respiratory chain complex IV assembly
Cellular component (GO): mitochondrion
Source: RefSeq, a predicted model, not a curated record
UAAACACGACAGCACUGUAAGGGCCAAUAAAGCUUGCCUACUGCUUUGUUUAGAUAGAUGUCGAUGUCAUUCGGUUCUAUACUGAAGAAUUAGGUUCUUGCUUUUUAUAUUCCCUUGAUCAUUUUGACAGAUCAGUGACAGAUCUAUCUUUCAGAUUUUCAGGAGGCAAUGACGGAAACGUCGCAUCGUGGUGAGGAGGGAUGGGAGCUAGCUGACAAGUCUACUUGUGGAGGUCUUCGAGCAGACUUAAAGAUUUGUCUUUUAGAAAGUGAUUGUUGUAGAAAGGAAAAAUUAACUCCCCGUCAAUGUUUGGAUCAACGCAAAGCACCUCCUGAAUGCUACCAUUUAUUUGAAUAUUUUGUUGCAUGUAAGAAAUCUAUGAUUGACCCUAGAUCUAGAUUUCGGGGGCCUAAAGGAUAUUAGGUGUGUAGAAUUCUCAGGUAUUUUUCCGAAUAUUAGGUAACUGCAAUAAACUAUACAUUUCUCUCUUCUGUCAUACGGUAUUAAAACUUGAAAUGAAGAA